Molecule: messenger RNA, 2220 nt
Organism: Emericellopsis cladophorae
Lineage: Eukaryota; Fungi; Ascomycota; Sordariomycetes; Hypocreales; Bionectriaceae
Product: sum2
Exons: 6
Coding region: 1-2220 (739 amino acids)
Biological process (GO): intracellular protein transport; vesicle-mediated transport; P-body assembly
Cellular component (GO): membrane; P-body
Molecular function (GO): mRNA binding
Source: RefSeq, a predicted model, not a curated record
AUGUCGAACCCACUCGAUACCGAUGCCGGCUCUGAGCUCUUUGGCUCAUACGAGGCAGAGCUGAAGCUUGUUCAGGCCGAUCUCCAGCAAAAGAUAGACCAGAUUCCCGAGCUGUCGGGCGAGCCCCGAAAAGCUGCCCUCUCCCAGGCCGAACGAGCAGCGGAAGAGGCCGAUGAGAUUAUGCGCCUAGAAAAGCAGAACAUCCCGACAUCAGCGAGGACAAAGGUGAACCAGCGUUUUCGCAACUUCGAAUCCGAUAUCGACGCCGCGAAGCGCAAGCUCGCCAAUCUAUCCUCGGACCGAUCCGCGCUCUUCGGUUCCAGAUACACUGAUGACCCGGCUGGCUCCUCGGACGCUCAUUUGGAGCAGCGCCAGCAGCUCCUGUCUGGGACGGACCGUCUCGAGCGCAGCAGUCAGCGCCUCAAGUCGAGUAUGGCACUGGCCAACGAAACGGAGGAAAUCGGCGCCGGCACACUUGCGGACCUCAACAGGCAACGCGAGACCAUCAAUCACACCCACGAUGUGCUGUUGCAAAGCGAGGGCUACGUCGACAGGAGCAUCAAGACUUUGCGGGGGAUGGCUCCGACCGCGAUGUCUGAAUUCCUAGGCUCUCGCAUCUCGCUCAUCUCCAAGAGCGACAUUCGCUACGUUGGUGUCCUCCACGAGAUCAACUCUGACGAAUCGACCGUGUCACUUGAGAAUGUACGUUCCUACGGGACAGAAGGCCGCAAGGAGCGCCCAGAGGAGGAGGUCGGCCCUUCCGACUCCGUCUACGAAUACAUUGUCUUCCGUGGAAGCGAUGUGAAGGACCUCCGCAUCGAGGAGCGUCCGGGCGCCAAGGAGAAUCAGCCCCCAGCGAUGCCUGAUGACCCAGCAAUCGUCGGAGCCACAAGAAAUCGCCCUGGUCCUCCCGGUCCUCCUGGGCCUGGGCCUCAAGGACCCAAGCCCGGGCAAGGUCCUGACUUCAACCCGUACAACAUGCCCCCGCCACCAUUUGACCCCUCUUACGGUCCUCCUGGCAACUGGGGGCGUGGUGGACCCCCUCCUCCGGCCCCUCAGGGAUUUGGCAAUAUGCCAUACCCUCCUCCACCUGGCUGGUUUGGCCCUGGUCAUCCUGGGCCAGCCUUCCCUCCAGGUGCUGGCGGACCUGGCCCUGGGCCUUGGGGAAGCCAGCCAUUCCCUGCUGGUCCUCCUGGUCCUGCUGGUCCUCCUGGUCCCGGCAUUCCGGGUCAUCAUCAACAGCGUGGACCCCACGACCAAAAGCCAGCUUCUCGAGGUCCUGCCGACCAGUCGCCGCAGCAGGCCAAGCCGACCCAACGGUCGCCAGUUGCGGCCCGCCCGCCGACAAACGCGCCAGCCCCUCCCGUCGAGUCGAAACCAUCGACUGAAGAGGUCCAGAAUACAGCUGCCAACCUUGCCGGGGAAGCAGCAAAGGCUCCUGUGCCCAACAAGGCACCUCCUGCCGGUCCUCGUCAGAACCGAGUGAACCCAGUUGUUCCCCUCGGCUCUUUGACGAAGCCCUUCCAGCCGCCCAUUGCUCAGCAACAGCCACCAAAGGCUGCUGUUGAAACAACGGUGUCAGCAGCUCCUGGAAGCGUUCAGGAUGCCACGAGUGCCGCUCGUGCUGCGGUAGCUGUGGCCAUGGCCCAGCUCGGUAACGGCGGUGCCAACCAAAUGGACAACCUUACAAACAAGGUCAACGAGAUGCGUGUCGGUGCCGCCCGUGGCGGAGCAUCUGCACCCCGUGGCCGUGGGCGUGGCGGUCGUCCUCAGGGUCAGGCUGCCAAGGUGGAGGUCCCUGACUCGGACUUUGACUUUGCCCAAGCCAAUGCCAAGUUCAACAAGGACGACCUCAUCAAGGAGGCCAUCGCUGGCUCACCACUUGGUGAGACUACGAACGGUGGCGAGGUCCCGGCUCCCGAGGUUCCACAACCAGAGGAUGUGCCUGUUGCCUACAACAAAACGCGGUCGUUCUUUGACAACAUUUCGAGCGAAGCCAAAGAUCGGGCCGACAUCAGUAGUGGUGGUCGGCCAGGUGGUCGCGAGUGGCGCGACGAGGAACAGCGCCGCAACAUGGAGACCUUCGGUCAAGGCAGUGUAGACGGCGGGCACCGUCGCGGGCGUGGUCGCGGACGCGGUCGGGGUGGUCGUGGUCGUGGCGGUCAAGGACGUGGAGGGCGCGGUGGAAAUCAGCAGUACCAGGCGGUCGAGGGACAAUAG